AGACUGCAGUUACCCACAAUUCCCGGCCAAACGUCAAGUCCUCCAGACGUGGCAGAGAACCUUUCUGUAUUUCACCCCUCAGCCACCCUCUACCAUGGGUCUCACCUUGUCUACAGUAUUCUCCCGGCUAUUUGGGAAGAAGCAAAUGAGAAUACUAAUGGUGGGACUGGACGCCGCCGGGAAGACGACCAUCCUGUACAAGUUAAAAUUAGGCGAGAUCGUCACCACAAUCCCGACCAUCGGGUUCAACGUAGAAACAGUUGAAUAUAAAAAUAUCAGCUUCACAGUGUGGGACGUAGGUGGACAAGACAAAAUCCGUCCCUUAUGGAGACACUACUUUCAAAAUACUCAAGGACUCAUCUUUGUGGUCGACAGUAAUGACAAAGAGAGAAUAACAGAAGCAAGCGACGAACUUGCAAAAAUGCUCCACGAGGAUGAGCUCCGAGAUGCCGUCCUUCUGGUCUUUGCCAACAAGCAGGACCUGCCCAACGCCAUGACAGCUGCUGAGCUUACCGACCGUCUUGGACUGAACCAGCUUAGGAGCCGCAGAUGGUACAUCCAGGCAACGUGCGCCACGCAGGGCCAGGGGCUGUACGAGGGGCUGGACUGGCUAUCAAACGAACUCUCCAAGAAAUAAACCAAAAGCAAGCAAGAGUGAGAGAGAGAGAGAGAGGGAGGGGGGGCCCUGUUGAGGAUGGAUGGAUGAAUAUAACAUUUAUGUGCACUUUUACCAGAAGGAUAUUUAUUGUUUUCUUUAUAUAUUUUUUUCUUGGGAAGAUUCCAUUCUGAAUAAUCCAGCAGCUGGGAUAAGGCUACAUUCCUUGUUGCUAAUAUGAUUUAUUGACCAGUUUUCAUAGUUUGUAACUUCCUAACAAAGAUAUUUGACAAC
Molecule: messenger RNA, 889 nt
Organism: Scylla paramamosain (green mud crab)
Lineage: Eukaryota; Metazoa; Arthropoda; Malacostraca; Decapoda; Portunidae
Gene: Arf102F
Product: ADP-ribosylation factor 4
Exons: 5
Coding region: 95-637 (180 amino acids)
Biological process (GO): vesicle-mediated transport; intracellular protein transport
Cellular component (GO): cytoplasm; plasma membrane
Molecular function (GO): GTP binding; GTPase activity
Source: RefSeq, a predicted model, not a curated record